AAAUCAAACGCCGUCAAUUAACCCAAAAUCUUCUCGUCAAUCUCUUCUCCUCCCGCAAUCCAGACUUCAAUCACCUCUCUCCUGUUUUUAAAAACUCUCCUUCUCACUACUGUUAAACCAGUUUCAGUUGCUUGUAAUUACUGCUUUUAAAUAAAACUUAAGUAUUAAAUGAAAGAUUCCGAUUCAUUUUUAGCUACUGACUCUCAUACAGAUUCUCACUCACUCUCCCUCUUUCUUGUAAUAACCUCUUCUUUUUAGGGUUUUCCUCUUAGUUAUGGCUAUGAGAGGCAUCGAUUUCAAGUGGUACGAUGGCUUCUUCUUGUCAAUGCUAGCAACAAGUGCAAUCAUUGUUGCUAUCAAUUGGAGGCGUUAUCAUAUUUGUACAUACCCAUUGCACAUAUGGAUAAUGGUUGAUUACACUACCGUUUUUGUGUUUCGCUUGUUGAUGUUUAUAGAUAAUGGACUUGCUGCUGGAAUGGGAUUGGAUUUUGGGCGGCAGCAGAGAUAUGCCCGUUUUUGUGGAAGAAUUGUCGUUCUUUCAAUUCUCUCUCUGCUGCUAUAUCCAUUUCUUUGGGCUUGGACUAUAACUGGCACACUCUGGUUCACGAGGGCAAGAGAUUGUUUACCAGAAGAAGGUCAGAAAUGGGGUUUUCUUAUAUGGUUGCUUUUCAGCUACUGUGGACUGAUUGGUAUCGCUUGCAUCUCUGUUGGAAAGUGGCGGGUACGAAGACAAGCACACCACUUACGUGCUCAGCAAGGCAUUCCUAUUUCAGAAUAUGGGGUAUUGGUUGAUUUGAUCCGAGUGCCUGAUUGGGCGUUUGAAGCUGCAGGUCAAGAAAUGAGAGGAAUGGGCCAAGAUGCUGCUGCAUAUCAACCUGGACUCUAUUUGACUCCCACUCAGAGAGAAGCAGUGGAGGCGCUCAUUCAAGAACUUCCAAAGUUCAGGCUCAAGGCUGUUCCAACUGAUUGCAGUGAAUGUCUCAUCUGCCUCGAAGAGUUCUAUGUAGGGAACGAGGUUCGUGGCCUACCUUGUGCUCAUAAUUUCCAUGUUGAAUGUAUUGAUGAGUGGCUUCGACUGAAUGUGAAAUGUCCACGGUGUCGCUGCUCAGUCUUCCCUAAUCUUGACCUUAGUGCCAUAUCUAAUCUCCGUGCUGAUUCGGAAAGAUCUCCUGCCACUGUAACAACCAACCGUUAUGUGAGAACUGUGCCUUCCAGCCACAGCUAUCUGUUGAGAAUGCAGGGUCUGCUGUGGCCUGUCCAAUCUGGGAAUGCUGGGGAUCCCACUGAUGCAGAUAUUGAUGUGGAAGCUGCUGAGAAUGGAAGUGCACACAUGGCAACCGGGGAACGAACAGGUACGGAAUCAGUUUCAUCAGCUGGACUUGCGCUUGUGGGUCAGUCCACCCAAACUCAUCACUAGUCAUUUUAUUUUUUUUGGAUAUUAACCCUGUGCCGAGAAAACCUAGGUUCCACUGAAUCUCUCUUUAAUGAAAACGCCCUGGGCUGUUUUAUAUAUAAUACAGAGAAAAGCUAAUUGAUAUUUGUUCA
Populus trichocarpa (black cottonwood) is the source of this 1545-nucleotide messenger RNA. RefSeq names its product E3 ubiquitin-protein ligase SIS3. The record is from RefSeq and is a predicted model, not a curated record. Bases 275 to 1417 code for a protein of 380 amino acids. The transcript has 10 exons. Gene Ontology annotation, biological process: sugar mediated signaling pathway. Gene Ontology annotation, molecular function: ubiquitin-protein transferase activity. Lineage: Eukaryota; Viridiplantae; Streptophyta; Magnoliopsida; Malpighiales; Salicaceae.